This is a messenger RNA of Ostrinia nubilalis (European corn borer), 2764 nucleotides long. Its product is annotated as facilitated trehalose transporter Tret1-like. Bases 78 to 1517 code for a protein of 479 amino acids. NCBI's taxonomy places the organism in Eukaryota, Metazoa, Arthropoda, Insecta, Lepidoptera, Crambidae. Gene Ontology annotation, molecular function: transmembrane transporter activity. The record is from RefSeq and is a predicted model, not a curated record. Gene Ontology annotation, cellular component: membrane. The transcript has 8 exons. Gene Ontology annotation, biological process: transmembrane transport.
CCCGCGCAUCUUAGCACCCUCAGUCGUUUCUCAGACGCACCGGUGGCCGGUCAUAGGUUGCGUUGAGUUGUGUGAAAAUGAAUUUUUUACUGAGCAAGUUCAUGUGGCAGAAUGGGACUCGGAUUAACCAAUAUUUGUUCGCCAUUAUCUUAACCAUACCCCUGCUAAGCUUCGGGAUGGUCCAAGGCUGGUUAUCACCGAUGAUCGCGCUACUCCAGUCUUCAGAAGGCCCAUCACCAGAGCCGUUCACCAGCAGCGACAUCUCCUGGAUGACGUCGGUCACUUACAUCACCGCCAUCAUCUUUGGGGCACCCAUGGGCUACCUGACGGACAGGUUUGGGAGGAAGAUGAUGACGCUGGCCACAACUCUAUCUUUGAUCGUGUACUGGCAGAUCAAGUUGAUAUGCCUGGAACCUUGGGCCCUGAUCCUGGCACGAGCCAUCGCCGGGAUCCCCUGCUCGGCGUGCUACAUCGUGCUGCCGAUCUACCUCAAGGAGAUCAGCGACAUUGACCUGAGGGGAGCGCUGGGCUCUUUGCUGAUCUUGAACAGGAACAUAGGUUACCUAGCCAGCUACGUGUGUGCUGAUCUCCUGAGCGUGAACGCCAUGCUGUGGAUCGGGUUCCUGGUGCCGACCCUGGUGUUCUUCGUGCUGCUCUUCAUGCCUGAGACUCCUGAGUUCCUCGUCAAGCAGGGGAAGAUUGAAGAAGCCAAGACAGUGAUGGCGUGGCUCCGAGGCGUGUCGACGGUGGACCGCGCGUUGGAGCAGGAGAUCGAUGGCUUCGUGCGGGUGGAGAAGCAGACCAAGGCGGACACUAAGUCCGUCUGGGGGAUUAUCCUACGUGACCAGCCCACCCGCAAGGCCUUCAUCAUCACGCUGAUCAUCAAGAUCACGCAGCAGUUCGACGGCUACCUCAUCGUGCUCAUCUACGCAGGGUUCGUCUUCGAGAAGGCCUCGGAGACCAUCAGUUUGAAGCUCAGUCCUAACAAGCAAGUCAUGCUGAUCGGAUUGGUUCAGCUACUGGGGUCCACGUUGGCGACGUGUAUUGUGGAGAAGACUGGUCGAAAGCUUCUCCUAGUCACCACCUCAUUCGCCGUGGGCGUGGGUAUGCUGAUCCUAUCCGCCUGGUUCUACGUGACCGCCAACGGCAUCUGGCUGCCAGGCUGGCUGCCAGUCUUUGCGAUGUGCCUGUGCAUCUUUUGCGACGCUGCUGGCUUCCAGCCGAUAUCCUACAUCAUUAUCACCGAUCUAUUCACUUUCCAACUACGAGGCACAGUGUCGGCCUUCACAAACAUCUGCGCCAAACUCAGCAACUUCGUCCAGAUGAAGUGGUUCACAAACCUUUGUGAGCUGAUCGGCAUCCAUUGGACUUUCCUUUUCUUCGCCAUUGUAUGCUUCAGCGCUUGUGUCUACACCACAGUCGACUUCCCAGAGACCAGGAAUAAGACUGUAGAAGAAAUCUAUGGGAAACUGUCACGGAGAGGCAAAAAGUCAAACAAAACUGAAGCAGUGCCGUAGUGGGAAAGAGAGGUUGUGUUAUUGAAUGUGUGAGAGAGAUAAACUGUUUUUCUCUUUCAGGAUGAGUGGUACUAGUGACAUUUAUAUUUUGGCUGAUCCUUGAAUCGAUGAAGGAAGACUUAUUAUGUUUUAUUGCAAUUGAAAAAAUGCAUUUAAAUCAGACCUGAUUCUGAUCAGUAUUUUCUCUAAGGGUUGGUAGAUAUUGUUACACUUGUAAAUAGUCCUAAUUUUCUACAAGGCAUACUUCUACUGAUGUUUUCUGAUGUCAGAAAUGAAACAAACAGACGAAUACCUUUUACCAAAGGCAGAGUAUUUGCGAGUUUGCCAGGCUGGACCUUAAAUUGAAUACUGCCAACCUUUUUUCUUAUUUACAUCGUCAACAUUUUUCUCAAGAAAAUUAAUGUUAUGGUCAUUAUGUAGGUCUGCCUUUUUAAUAAGUUUAUUGAAAAUAUAAAAAUGCACUAGUGAAUAAGAUUUAAGAGUUAAAUGUUUAACUUUAUUUAUCAAAGAACUUCACAUGAGUUAUAAAAAUAAAUAAUUAUUCUUAGACAUAAGAAAUUGAACAUUAAAGUCGACUGAAAGUCAUUAUUUAAUCUUAAAUAUUUAAGUAAGUAAGUAUAAUGAAGAGCUUGUUACGAACAAUACAAUUUUAUUGUAACAUUAAUGUACUUUUCUCAAAUAUUUAUCAAGUUAUUUAGCUUCUCAUUUACCUGAAUAAAAUUAUUAAUGAAGCACUCAGCAUCUAGAACUUCGUUUCGAAACGCAUUAGUAUUAGGAUGUCAGACGAUUUUUGAUAUUCAUCCAUAAUUUAUUGGAUUAGUCUCAGAAUUUUACCAAAUUAAGUUUGACAUACUUUUCACUGAUGCACGUUUCAUAAAGAGUUUAAAAGAGAUGGGCUGGCUCAUUCACAUUUAAAUCGAUAGCUAGAGUGGGCCCAUCGACGGUUUUAAAGUUUAAAUCUUUGUUAACUCGAUUUGGUGGAGACAUAAUGUACCUAGAUGACAUCAUCAUUGUUUCAGUAGACGUUCACUUCUGAGUGCUGAAUUUGUAGAAACUUUAUAAUUAAAGUUUAAUAACCUCUUUAUUAAAAUUUCAUUCAAUUUAUAUUUAUCGAUGUUUGAGCAAAGUUAUUUUGCCUGCUUGUAUAGUGAAAGAUUUUUUCUUUAUUUAUAAGUUUAAAGUUUUGCACUUGUGUAUUUUAUUCACUUCACCUUGUUGGCCUUUAUGUGCACUUUUACGUAAGCAAG